This is a messenger RNA of Scatophagus argus, 10602 nucleotides long. It is a transcript of the gene igf2bp1, whose product is annotated as insulin-like growth factor 2 mRNA binding protein 1. Gene Ontology annotation, cellular component: cytoplasm; cytosol; nucleus. NCBI's taxonomy places the organism in Eukaryota, Metazoa, Chordata, Actinopteri, Scatophagidae. The coding region runs from base 1664 to 3469 and encodes 601 amino acids. The record is from RefSeq and is a predicted model, not a curated record. The transcript has 15 exons. Gene Ontology annotation, biological process: regulation of gene expression; nervous system development. Gene Ontology annotation, molecular function: mRNA 3'-UTR binding.
GUGGUGCUGUAGCCAAGCGACUGCGCCAUACUGUCGUUUGCUCUGCGCCCCACUCAGAGAAAUGUGAUAAAACGGUUGAGACCGAAGCUUACACGCCUGGCCGAGUGGCGCAGUCACAGCUAAAGUUGUAUUGCAACUCCGAGUAUCGCCUGCUGGAAGCCCUGACCCUACAGACAAAGUACAACCACCACAAUUUCAUAGAAAGUGUCUUAAAUGCAGACGGGCGGCGCGGAGCUACGGAGAUCCACCACCUUGCUACACACAGCCUGUGCUCUGUUGUUGUACUAUGACGCCGCCAUAUCUGAUACAUUGUUUCAGUUCAUGCGGUUGUACUUGUAGGCAACAACGUAUGAAAAUGAACGUUUCCACAGAUUCCAGGAGCAGCAGCAUAUCCCCGCGGCCCCUGAAGCAAAAUGGGGCCCUGGACCUUUUGUUCCCCUGCUCCAAACAGCCUGAGGUUCACCAUAGGUCAUUUAUGUAACAUAAUGACUAACUUCUUUGCCACGAAUCAUAUUCAUCCAGGGGGUGAGCACAGCUGAGAGGUGGGUGUGCUACGCUAUAGAAUUAGCAGGCGGUGCCUUGUUAUUUAAAUGUGAACGCUCUUCCACUUAUAGGCCCUCACAGCUAGGCGACUUGAGGCAGCGGAUGUGGGCCGAAGUGAGCUACCGCAACAAAAACAGUUCGACACCCAAAGGUUGCCCGGUCUUGAUGUAAUUCUUACAUUACUGUAUGGUCGAGGAAGCCCUGUCUGUCUAUAUAUCCUAAUCUUUGCCAGCAGAAGCGCAUUGGGCGCAUGUGUGGCCACGCCGUGUAGCAUACAAGCCCCGGUACGCCGCACACAAACUGCACAAGUACAGUACAGAAUGGAACAAGAACAGUACGGAAUUAAGGGUCGGUUUGUAUGCCCAUGCGCGCGCACGUGAAGCCUACACACGCGCUCAUCUGGUGAAUACCCUAGGAUGAGAGGGGGAUGCCCCCUCCCCUUCCUCCUCUCUCUAACCUACUCCAAAUAGACCACGUGGUUUCCUCUUUGCAAACAAAAAAAGAAAAAAACGUGAAUUGGAGUCGGCGGAGGGGCGGCGUCAGUCCUCUGCCGGCAGCACGCGGACCACUGAAAGAGGGAAGGGUAGAAAACCAGAGAGAGCGAGAGGCGGAGAGAGAGAGGAAAACAUUUUUCCCGAUCUGAUCCCGCCAUAGUUUUUCCCACUCUUCCACCAUAGACCCAUCACCAAAUCCAUCCAGCACAACCCACCUCCUCCACAGUGCGAAAGAGAGGCUAUAGGCUUCUGCUUUAUUCAUCUGCUGGGGCCGACUGCAAGUCAAGGGAUAUCAUUUCCUCUCCUGCUCCACUUGUUCAACUGGAUUUAUAGCUAAAUUCAACGUCAUCAUAUGGUUUAACACUUUUGAAUUUUCUUUUUUUUCCCCUUUUAGUUUGCUGUCGAGAUUUAACAUUUGUUUCGUUUUGCAUUCGUUUUUAUUUUUUUAUUUUAGACAUUCUUGCUUUCUAGCUUGAUUUCACUUGAAGUUUGUGUGGCAAGUGUGAUAAUAUCUUGUUGCGCUAUUUGCAAUUCAAGAGAGAAACUUUCUUUGCUGGCUUCAAUUUUUAGUUAUUCCGGGCUUUGUUUUUUUUUCGUUUUUUGGACUUGGGAAAACAAUUUCCACCAUGCACAAGCUAUACAUUGGGAAUCUAGGCGACAGCGUGACUGCCGAGGACUUAGGAAAAACCUUUGACGACCACAAGAUCCCAUACUCCGGACAGUUUCUUAUGAAAACCGGCUAUGCGUUUGUGGAUUGUCCGGACGAUCAGUGGGCCAUGAAGGCUAUCGAGACGUUUUCUGGUAAAGUGGAACUUCAUGGGAAACGUAUUGAGGUCGAGCACUCCGUCCCCAAGAAGCAAAGGACCAGGAAACUGCAGAUCAGAAACAUUCCACCUCACCUGCAGUGGGAGGUGCUGGAUGGUUUGUUGGCUCAGUGUGGGACCGUAGAGAACUGUGAACAAGUGAACACAGACAGCGAGACUGCAGUGGUAAAUGUCACAUAUGCAUCCCGAGAGCAGGCCAGGCAAGCCAUCCAGAAGUUAAAUGGAUACCAGUUUGAGAACAACGCCCUGCGCGUCUCCUACAUCCCUGACGAGAACUCUGAGCUGGAGGGAGGCCAGCGGGGGUCAGAGUAUGGCCGGCGCCCUGGCUAUGGCCCCCGAGGUGGGCCCCGCGGUGGAUCCCCGAGCUCUGGGAUGCCCUCCAAACCUCCGCAUGCUGACAUCCCCCUGAGACUGCUGGUACCCACGCAGUACGUCGGGGCCAUCAUCGGCAAGGAGGGAGCCACCAUUCGCAACAUCACCAAGCAGACGGGAAGCAAGAUUGACGUGCACCGCAAGGAGAACGCAGGUGCUGCUGAGAAGCCCAUCAGCAUCCACUCCACCCCUGAGGGCUGCUCAGCUGCCUGCCGCAUGAUCCUGGACAUCAUGCACCAGGAAGCUAAAGACACCAAGACUGCUGAUGAGGUUCCUCUCAAGAUUCUGGCUCACAACAACUUUGUUGGACGUCUGAUUGGGAAGGAGGGACGCAACCUGAAAAAAGUUGAACAGGACACAGACACCAAGAUCACCAUCUCCCCUCUUCAGGACCUGACACUGUACAAUCCAGAGAGAACCAUCACGGUCAAGGGCUCUAUUGAAGGCUGCUGUCUAGCAGAGGUGGAGGUCAUGAAGAAGGUCAGAGAGGCCUACGAGAAUGACAUCGCUGCUAUGAAUCAACAGACCCACCUGAUUCCUGGGCUCAACCUGGGUGCUCUGGGUCUCUUCCCCUCCUCCACCAACAUGCCCCCACCCCCGCCUGGAAACGCAUCUUCUGCUGCCCCCUAUGGUUGCUUUGGGGCUCCAGAGCAGGAGACUGUUCAUGUAUACAUCCCAGCACAGGCAGUGGGAGCCAUCAUUGGAAAGAAAGGACAGCAUAUCAAACAGCUGAGCCGCUUCGCCGGGGCAUCCAUCAAGAUCGCCCCAGCUGAAACUCCAGACUCUAAAGUAAGGAUGGUGAUUGUGACAGGACCCCCUGAGGCUCAGUUUAAGGCUCAGGGCAGAAUCUACGGCAAACUGAAGGAGGAAAACUUCUUUGGGCCGAAGGAGGAGGUCAAACUGGAGACUCACAUCAAGAUGGCUGCUGCUGCUGCAGGACGAGUCAUUGGCAAGGGAGGCAAGACGGUGAACGAGCUGCAGAACCUGACAGCAGCUGAGGUGGUAGUCCCCAGGGAGCAGACACCUGAUGAAAAUGACCAGGUCAUCGUCAAGAUCAACGGACAUUUCUACGCCAGCCAGUUGGCUCAAAGGAAGAUCCGGGACAUCCUCAUGCAGGUCAAACAGCCACAGAAAGGUGGGAUGGGUAUGGGCUCUAGCCCGAACCCCCAGGGCUUCACAGAGAUGGGCAGCCCCACACAGGGACUGACUCAGGACCACCAGCCGCGCAGGAAGUGAGGGUCCCCGCACCCUCCUCACAUGCUGUGGGCCCCCCCCGCGCCUGACGGAUGGACAGACAAACAGACAGACAGACACAUGCAUGGACGAACAGACAGACGGACGGACAGACGGACGGACGGAUACAGGAGAGCGACACACGGACCCAGCGAUAGACAGGGAGAGAUAUAAAGAGGGAGGGAGUACGCCCGAUAGCCAGAGAGAAAGAUCGGCAUUUAGAGGGAAAGUGAGAGAUGAAUAAAAUCAAAAGAUGAAAUGAACAAAAAAAAAAGACAAUUAAGAAACUUAAGAACAGGAUCCAGAUGCCAGGCCAGAAGUGAGACUGAUUGAGGAUGGAGGGAUGAAGGAAAGGAGGGAUGGACAGAGGGAGAGACGGUGUCCUCCUUGUGUGCCUUGGUAGAACUGCAGACAGCUCCUCAUCUGCUGCAGCUUUAACAGAUUUUACCUCAGGCAGGUUUAAACAAUAUGCCUGACAUGACUCUUCAUGUAAGGAUGGAGCCUCGCUGUCGAUGUUUAUGCCUGUCCACAUGUGUUCAGAUCUACUGCACAGGGGUGAGGCUGGCUGGAUUAACCUUUGCUUUCUGAGGCACACAAGCAGGACCUGUUUGUUUCUCUGUUGCCCCCUAUGGACCUCUCCAGCCAUCUGCAGUCAGUCCUAUAUUUUAAGGGUGGUUUUUUUAAACAUAGAGAUAUAUGUAUAGAAAUGUUUUAUUCAGAGCUAUUAUUGAUGGAAUGCAGUGAGGUGGAGUUGGGAGAGUGACCAGGGAAACUGCUGCAGCGGCACAGGGGGAAAGGUCAUGGGUCUGGCAUUAGCCCCACCCACCCCUUACCUCCUAGCCAAUGAAAGUUUAGAAGAGGGGCCGCAGAUGUUAACACUGCUCUUUGAAGACCUCUCCGAAUAGCGGAGAGAUUAAAAGAAAAAAGGAGAAAAUAUGAGGUUGUAAAUAUAUAAUCUUCAUGUAAAUCUUAAAAAAUGCUGCGUCUGGCCGCCUUGCCUUUUUUUUAAAAGGGAAGUUCCGUAUAUUUCCCAGUCCCUUGUCUGUGAUAUGAAGCAUAAUGUAGCCUACAAUGAGGCCAGGGGCUGGGAGGCACUGAGCUCCCCCUUCCACGUUUGGUCGUGUGGCGGAAGGCGCAGCAAGAGACAGUAAGGAGAGCGAAGGUCGCAGCUGGCCCUGCAGUUCUAUUGCAGCGGCUUAGCUCACACAAGUGAAACCAUAAGAAAACAACUUUAGAAAAACAGCCAGCAGCUAUGCUAGGUGGCUAGCGACCCGCACCUUAAACGGCAUAUUUUAUAUAUAUUAUAUAUAUAUGAUAUGUGAGUUAGCCCGGCCCCUCUAGUGAAUGUAUUGAAGGCAGCGAGUCAGGUGUGAGGAUUUGCUACACCUGUAUGAAUAAGUCCUGCAAUGACAGACAGACAAGGUGUGUCUGACACUUUCUGCUCAUUGCCUUCCUUCAGCGCUGGAUACUCAAGGUCAGCCCUGAACAGGAUGGCCUUGUCCUCAGAGGAGCUGGGGUUCUUUAGACCAUCCCUGCAGCAUUAAAGCCAUCUUUGCCCAAACAUGGCCUCUAAUGCUCGUAUUAAUAAAAAAUGUUUGAGACUGACCUUGGCCAAGCGCAGGAACCAAAAAGGCAAAGUCUUCCAAAGCUCCUUGCCUUGAGGCCAGAGAGGGUGAAAUCGGUCUGAAGGGGAGCAGCUUCCUCGUUCCCUCUCCCAGUCUGCCAAAGGCCUGUAGGCAGAGCCUCCGGACCCUGCCUGCGUAUGAUAAUGAGGGGCGGGGUCUAUGCCUGGACGCUCUUGCCAAAUUAGAACAGAUUAGAAAAGAAAUGAAAAAGAAAAAACCUACCUCAGGGUAAAGUUACCUCAGUAUUCCUAACUUUUUUUUUGCUUGCUGGUGUUUUAUAUAAGAAGAAAAAAGAAAAGAAGAGCUGAUAGUCCUGAAUAUUUUUUAUUUUUUUAAAGAAAAGAAGUAUUUUUUUUUUGUUUUUUUGUUUGUUUUUUUUUUUAGUUAUUGUCUUGUUGCUUCGGUUAUUUUUUUCUGUUUUUUUGAUGUGGUGAUGGUUGAAUGAGCUCAGGAUGACAAGGAGGGUGUGUUUUUUUCACAAAAUAGAAGAGAUAAUAUGUUGGUCUAGAGCGGAAAUGGAUGCCAUUUUGCCUUUCUUAGGUGAGGAAACAUGCUCUCUGUCUUCCUGAAGGAUGAUUGCUGUUGUCUGAAACAGAAUAUUGGCCAAUGGGGAGUGGUGUUGACUGGAGAAGUGGUCCUGCAGUGCGCAUGCUGAACCCACACACCACCAGGUGGAGCUCAUGUCAUCAGAGGGGUUGAUACUAUUGAUUCUCUAAUGAUUCCAUCCAGACAAUCCCCUCCUCAGGUCGCAUUAUGUCACUGCGACUGGCUAUUCAUAUGUCUGCUGGUCCACCUUGUGCUCUGAAGGACCUCCCUCUCCUGCCUUAUUUUGAUGAUAUCAUCAUGAAGCGCCAAACAUUAUGACAGGGCUUUAAGUGCUCAAGAGCUUAGGUCUCUCACCCACAAAGAAGGCAGGCGAGAGUGAGCUUUUAAAGCCAGCUCUCACCACAUCUUUCUUGACCUUUAUUCACGUGGAGGUUUGGAACCUGUCAAGAUCAGAGUUAUGUUGAACACAGCAGUAGAGGUCCAUCUACAGCAUAACUGUACGUGGACACAGAGUAGAGUAUUCUACCUACAUACACAAGCCUGAACUAGCUCUGACUUCUUUGAAUGUGAAUAUUUAUUACCUGUGCACUGAUGCUCCCUGUUGGCUACAUGUUUGUUUGAUGUGUGUGUUUGUUCUGCGUGCGGAAGCGAAUGUGUUCGUGUGUGUUUGUUCACUGGUUUGAAAUGUUCAUUUUUUUUUGUCAGGGGUUGGGUGAAACUUUAGAAAAAGCAGAAAAAAGUAGGACGAGAACCUAUGGCCCUCCGUCUGUAUUCCAACCAAGCGAGGAGGGAGAAAUCCGAGAACCUUUGAAAAAAUGGGAGCAAAAAAGAAAAACAAGUGAGUUUAAAAACAGCAUCAACAUAGGUGGGUAAUAGAUUAAAACCUGUACAUAAGAUGUUAACAAAAAAAGGUGAAAACAAUACUUUUGUAUUUUUGGAGAAAAAAAAGCAUAAAAAAUCAGAUUGGGAAAAGCUGUGUAGACAGGAAAGAUUGCGCCAAGCCAAGUCACUGAAGGACACUGCCAGAUAACUCACAGUCUUUUUAAUGUCUUACCUGCACUUGGCGACAUCCACCGCCAGUCUUCAUUGGCAACACUACCAACUCACCAUCAAACAGGGAAAAGUCUAUUGUAUUGUCUAUGCUUCCAUUUUUGUCCAGAGGGGGUAACUUCACAAUUCAACAUGGUUGUCCUGUGUUAAGUUUCCGCCUCUUUCCAAACCAUAGUGCUCUGUUCACAACCACCAAGACGCUAUUUAGGAUUCAUCAUUCAGCCUGCAACCAUUCAGAUUGGUUAGGAUUCAUUUCUUUUCUUUUAUUUAUUUGUUUUGGUUUUGGGUUUUUUUUUUUCGGUUGAUUUAGUUUUGACAAUACAGCAAGCUUUAUUUGGACGUGACAUCUGGGGACGUACUGUUGCACUAAUUGAUGAAACAUGUCGACAACAUCAAACUAUUGAAACGACUGAGAACCUCUUGUAACACCUGAUGCAAUUCUUUAAAGAAAAAGGUGGAGGGUGAAGGGAAGAGGAGAAGGAAGGAUGGGCAGAGUGGGGGUCAGAUGUUAUGGGAUGAGGAAACAAAUCUCUCCCUCCAACAACUGAAUUUCACCAUCUUCUAAUUGUUCCCCCUCUGUCAUUCCACAAAAUAGUUUGUUGCUUUCUCCUUGUUCAUUUUUUUUGCCCUUCUGUACUCCAGGAGAAGAGUGAGAUGUUUUUAUUUCCUUUUAUUAAGAAAAAUCAUUUCAUUUUUGGAGCGGGCGGGAACAUAAGGGUCCCUCGCCCUCUCUUGCGCUGGUCUCCAUCGUGUUCGUUUUGCUCACUUCUGUUCAAGACCUUUGGAUUUUCUUACUUUAUCUUCCUUUUUAUUUCUGUUUUUGGAAAACUGAAAAAAUAGUUCAAUUUGAUCAUGUUCUUUUGUUUUCGAAUGCACAAAUCUAUUAACGAAACAGCUACUAAAUACGAUGAACUACUAACAUGUAGCUCAGUACGUGACAGUAACUGUGCCAAACACACAGUAAGGGGCUCAGUCCAAAUUACACUUUAGAGCCAUUUUGAGCAAAUAACCUGAACACAUAGAAAAGGUCUUCAGAUAACUUCAGUAGUAUUCAGAGUGAAGAUUAUUACAUUCAAAUGGCGAUAUCUCAGCUUGGAACUGAACUCUUCUCAUCUUGUUUUUGUAUGUACAGUAGAGACAUUUUAUGGCUGUUGUGCCUCCUCACAUGAAAAGGUAUGGAGACACGCACCAUGCAUACUGCUCCUGCUCUGUGGCUCGCACAGAUCUGACCUGCAUCCUGACUGGGACAGAAAUCAUUAGACGUUUCCAUCUGAUUUUCACUGGAUCUGGAUCGUUUCUGGGCCCAAAAGUGAAUUCUCUGUCCUUUUUUUUCUUUUUAUGCAACUUGAGUGAUUUAUUGAUAUGUUGUACCAGCUAGGACAGAGUGGCAGUGUGAGGUGCCGCACAGUGUAAAAAGAAAUCAUUAUAGUUACCAUACACUAAAACUUAGGCAUCAAUCUUAUAUAAUUUUGUUGUAUCAAACUUAUUCCAAGUUUAAAGGACCACGCCAGUGCAUGUUCUAUCUCGUUUUCUGUAAAUUACUGCUGAUCGUUUUCUAACACAUCAUAUACCAUCUGUGUCUAAACCGGUCUUACCACCAUGUUUUAGGAUGUAUCCGUUCGUUUCACUGCAAUAUGAAAAUGAACUAGUAAGGUCAUGCUUCUUAAAAUGAUGCCAUGAUAGCAGUGAGGCCGAAACAAAACGCUGAGCCGACCCAUAGAGAUGGGUCGAGUCAUGAUUGUCUGUGGCUCGUUACUGCGGACGACCUACAUUACACAGUCGUCGUUCCAUUGUUAAUACUAACAUACAUAUGCGUUAGAGCAGGUUCAGGUCUCUGCAACCUGACUAGUGUAAUGAAAGGCAUCGAAGUCAUAAAAAUUUAAAAAUGCUAACAAAAUGCUUUUUUUGUUUACAAAAUGCUCAGCGUUCGUACAGAAGUGCAGUAAACGGGAUACAAACUCACUGAUGUUGUCCUUUUUAUUGAAAGAUUGAAAGCCUGGAUAUUUUGGGUUGACUGUCCUGUUUGUGGCAGCAGAGCACAGCUUUGCUUUUUUUAGACCUUACAACAUGUGGCCCAGCCCAACAGACAGUGACAAACAGACUCCGAGCUCUUGUGAGGACAGUUUGAAAUAAAACAGCGCAAACUCCUCCUUGUCGUGGACCCCCGUCCCUCAGCAGAAACUGGCUCCGAGUCUCAACAAAUUUGAAGCAAAACGGAGACCAAACAGAGGGACGAGACGAAACAAACAAACCUCUUGACACAUAACUAGGAACGCUACCUCAAAACAUAAGCAAACUCAGCCAGAAGAUUGUUUCUUUUUUUUUCUUUUUUCUUUUUUCCAAUACAAAUAGACAAGAACAAACAGUCAGUCAGACAGACCUGCAGACAGAAAGGACGGACAGUCCAAUUUACAGUUACAAUUUUUUUUUUUUUCCACUCUUCAACUUUAAUUUAUUUUUCGGUUAAUGAAAUUGUACCUCUCUAAUUUAGAGAUGGAACUGUAAAAACAAAUGAGUAAAUAAGGAAAAAAGACAAAAAAAGACAAAAAAAACCCCAAUAUGGACACAUUGUGGAGCGGAGUGACAGCCAGGAUGAGGAUUUUCUUCAUGUGUUAGGUAACCUGAUUGGUCUAAAUGUGGACCAAUCGAAAUGAGGCAUUAACUUUCACUCUGGAAACAGUUUCUACUUUAACUGUUCCUUUAUUCAGACGCUCUGAAUCCCGAACUUAACACCUCGGUUUUUUUUUUGUUUUUAAAACCUGCCUCUGACUGCUAAAAUUACCCACAAUCCUCCAUCAGCUCUGCCUUACUGCUCCACAACCCCUCCCUGUGAUUUCACCUCCUGAUUCGAGGGGCACGACACCUGUAACCAUUAAAAUGUUUUGUUGAUCUACCUCUUGGGAAAAAAUAGGUAAAUGGUAUUUUUUUUUUCUUUUGAAAAAGGACACAAAAAUAACAAAAAAAAAAAAAAAAAAAAAGUUGCUCGAAAGAAAUAUAGGUAAAUGAAUAACUGGGUAGCGGCAUCUCCAUAUACUGUAGUGGAUAGUCUAUUAAAGGAAAAAACUUUUACUUCUUCCAAAGAUGGUUUUGUUUUCUUUUUCCAUUCUUAGUUCUUUUUCAAAGGAUUAUGAAACUGAUUAAUAAUCAUAAAGAGGGAGACAAAAACUUACCACCUGUCUUUAAUUUUCUUCUUUUUUUUAAAAAAAAAAAAACCCAACAUAAAUGAGAUUUCUUUAUCCAAUUUGCAUUUUCUUUUGUUCAUUACAUUAAACUUACACAUUUUUAAACUUCAAAAUAUUCUUCAUGUUUUAUUUUGGUUGACUUUCUAAUUUUUUUUCUCUCUCUGUUUUUUUUUAUGACAGCAGAUUGUAUCUCUUGUGUUUGGGUGCAUUUAGCAUUUUCUUUCUCUCUGUAAAAAACAAAAAAAAACAAAAAAACAAGCCUACAUAAGUUAGAGCGCCCUGCGAGGACCUUCUACAACGACUGAUGAUCUGUUUUCACAAGUCGUUUGAAAAAGCAAAAGGACCUGUUGUUUAGCUGACUGUGUAGCUGCAGGUGGAAGGAGGGCGGGGGGUCCUGUAACAUUUCUGUCCUUUUCAUGCCCCUCUUAGCUGGAGAAAACGAUUAAUCUGACCUGGCCUCUGCCUUUUUUUUUAAACUGACAGAUUAAGAUCUCCAUGUGCUGUGAUUGUGCAGCCAUGAGGAGACUUUGCUCACUUCCCAGCUGCAGAGAUUAGUGUGAGAAGCCCCAAGUCUUCCUCCUUCCACCAGACGGCGCCUUUGGUCUUUACAGUAUAUGGACUUUCACCCUCUGCCUGCCUGAUUCCUUUAGUCCUCAUCAACACUUGUUUUAAACUCCUUGUAAACAAAACAGAGCAUAGAUAUGAAUGUGUUAUUAAAAGAUGAGAAAACGGA